Bicyclus anynana (squinting bush brown) is the source of this 2712-nucleotide messenger RNA. It is a transcript of the gene gsb, whose product is annotated as protein gooseberry. Gene Ontology annotation, biological process: anatomical structure development; regulation of transcription by RNA polymerase II. The record is from RefSeq and is a predicted model, not a curated record. NCBI's taxonomy places the organism in Eukaryota, Metazoa, Arthropoda, Insecta, Lepidoptera, Nymphalidae. The transcript has 6 exons. The coding region runs from base 232 to 1647 and encodes 471 amino acids. Gene Ontology annotation, molecular function: DNA-binding transcription factor activity, RNA polymerase II-specific; RNA polymerase II cis-regulatory region sequence-specific DNA binding.
CUGAUUGUGAAAGAUUACACUUGAGAGUCGAAAUACAUCUUUACAUCACACGUCAGUGGGCACUGAGCUGUCUUCAAAGUAACACGGAUUAGACACACGCAGUUUCCUUUUACGUAAUGAUGCUUGCGUACCUGUGAUUGUAGUGACAGACAUUUGUGUUUUACCUGGACUUUUGUAUGUGUUAGAACUGAUUCGGUGUUUGGAAUCUCUCCUGCUCCUGAUUCUGCGCCAAUGGCUGUAUCAACGUUGAACAUGACUCCUUAUUUCACGGGAUAUUCGUUUCAAGGACAAGGUCGUAUGAAUCAACUAGGCGGAGUAUUCAUCAACGGUCGCCCGCUGCCCAACCACAUCAGGCUGAAGAUCGUGGAGAUGGCGGCGGCGGGCGUGAGGCCCUGCGUCAUCUCGCGACAGCUGCGCGUCUCGCACGGCUGCGUCUCGAAGAUUCUCAACAGAUAUCAGGAAACCGGUUCAAUCCGCCCCGGAGUGAUCGGAGGAUCAAAGCCAAGGGUGGCCACACCGGAAGUUGAGAACCGGAUAGAAGAGCUGAAGAGACAAAACCCAGGUAUAUUCUCCUGGGAGAUUAGAGAUAAAUUAAUAAAAGAAGGCAUUUGUGAUAAAAACACGGCCCCGUCGGUCAGUUCGAUAUCGCGACUCAUAAGAGGAGGCAAAAGGGAUGAAUCAGACCCUAGAAGAAACCACAGUAUUGAUGGUAUUCUAGGUCCAUCAUCAUGUGAGGAUUCGGAUACUGAAUCAGAACCAGGCAUUACGUUGAAAAGGAAACAGCGAAGGUCAAGGACAACUUUCUCUGGCGAUCAGCUUGAGGCUUUGGAACGAGCAUUCACUAGGACUCAAUACCCAGAUGUUUAUACUCGUGAGGAGUUAGCGCAGAAGACUAAAUUAACUGAAGCUAGAGUUCAGGUCUGGUUCUCUAACCGAAGAGCUCGUCUCCGCAAACAACUGAACUCUCAACAACUGAGUGCAUUCAACACCAUGUCCUUACAAUCUGCUUUCCCAUCUGUCCAUCAACAAUACGAACCACCUUCUACAUUUAACGCUCAAUGCGCAUCAUGGCAACAAUCCUAUUCCUCAGCUUUGGGUACCAGUUCUGUUUUAAACUCAGCAUUAGCACCUUCAUUACACCAAUCAGCGUUAACUGCACCAUCAGUUUGCCAGUCAGCUCUUGCCGCAUCAUCCCUUCAUCCUCCAACGUCUACUUCUUUCUCAUCAGGAAAUUUAACUCCUCUGUCCCACUCGUCUGAAUUACCAACGCCUUUGCAAGCGUCAUCAGAUAUCACUCCUCCCAGUUCAAGCCCAACUGCGGCAAGUCCUACGGCCAAUCAGAGUGGUGGCAUUACCUACCAACAUCCUACUUACGCAAAUGGAAGUGAAGCUCUCAGUCAUCCAUAUGGAUACAGCGAUUACGCUAAGCAAGAAAUGUCUGCCCAUAACCACUGGUCGACGAGACAACUAAGUGGGCAUCCACAAAACAAACUAACGGAAGUCGGUGCGUGGCCGGAAAAUUAUAGUUCGUUUUUUGGUACUAACCCCUCUCACUAUGCGUCACAUGCGCAUUCACCGAGCGAAGCUAAGUCGGGAUACCCCUACAUUGGACAAUUGGGCGGCAUGGACAUGGGAAGAGUGCAUUAGAAGUUUAAUAUCUAAUUAAUUACUUAUUGACAUGUAAUAGUUAAUUAUUAUUUUGUAAUGUAACCGGCUUACUACAGUAUUUUAAAACCAGAUAAUCUACUACGAGCAGUCUCGUUUGGUUUGUAAGUGAUAAAAUUUAACAAAUAUAGUUGGUAUGAGGUUUGUUUCCUCUAUCUCCACUCUUAGCAUUUGCAAUGCUCUUCCGGCUUCCGUUUCCUCUUUUACUUGAAAUAUUGGUACCGUCCCAAAUACCUUAUGCUAUGUUCUGCAAAAUUCAGAGUCUACCUGUAAAGUCUCUUGCAUUGAUUGUCGAAUCAACAUCUCCUGAAGAUGUUUUGAAAUCGGUGUAAACAGCAAGUUGAGAAUAUUUUAUAAGUUCUUUGGCAGGCAGGCAAUGUGCCUUACAGUUUUAUCAGAUUUUCCCAGACACUUAUAAUUUCUCCGUGAACGAGGAUAAACACCUCGUUUGUACUAACAUUGUUUAAAACUUCAUAUAAAAGACCUUUUAUAACUAUUAAAACUGAGUAACCAUGCUUCCUCUUAUGGUAAAAAAAUGCCUUAAAUACAUUUGUGCCUUUAUUCAUAUCAAUAAAAAAAAAGUUAUAAACAACUAUUUUUAUAUUUUAUAUCUACAAUUUAACAUCUUGUAGUAACGAACACUUUGAAGACUAAAAUAGUUUUAGGAUAUAAAUCAUUGUAUUAUAUACAGCUUUAUUUACUUAUUAUAGAAUGUUUAAGUGAAACAUUUUGUUCCUAAAUAACUGUUAAAUCACUGAUUAAAUUUUUGUCCAUUUUAGGGUUAAUGUUUGUACUAAGUUGUAUAAUAUUGUAAAAGUUUGUCAAUAAAUAUAAUUUAAGUAUAAGUUAGAAUAUUUACAAAACUAAUUAUGUAUAUGAAUUAAAAUAGAGAAUAUUACAAAUCCCUGAAAUGCCUUGAUGCGAUUGUGAUUUUAUAAUAAAAUUUGUAUUUAUUUUGAUAGUUACGUUUUAUGUAGAUUAGUUUAUAGAUAAGGAUUCAAAGCACUUUUUAAAAAUGUUUAUCCAAAAUAAACCUCAAUUUACUGA